AUGAGUAACAGCGAGCUUCUCACCGUCGAGCCUCUGGACCUUCAAUUCCCUUUUGAAUUGAAGAAGCAGAUCUCUUGCUCUCUCUACUUGACGAACAAAACCGACAAUAAUGUGGCCUUUAAGGUUAAAACGACGAAUCCGAAAAAGUAUUGCGUUAGGCCUAACACUGGAGUUGUUCUUCCAAGGUCCACUUGUGAAGUUCUUGUGACCAUGCAAGCUCAAAAGGAAGCUCCUUCCGAUAUGCAGUGCAAGGACAAGUUUCUGCUUCAAGGUGUGCUAGCUACUGCUGGUAUCACAGCCAAGGAAGUUACUCCUGAGAUGUUUAGCAAAGAAUCAGGGCAUCUAGUUGAGGAGACGAAGCUGAGAGUUACGUAUGUUGCUCCGCCACGGCCACCAUCACCGGUCCAUGAAGGAUCAGAAGAAGGCUCUUCACCAAGGGCUUCGGUUUCUGAUAACGGAAAUGCUUCUGAAUUUUCAUUUCAGAGAACCAUCGGUGGCAAGGCUGAUCCUCAAGAAAACUCAUCUGAGGCAAGGGCUCUCAUCACAAAGCUAACAGAGGAAAAACAGAAUGCCAUUCAACUGAACAACAAACUUCAAAAAGAACUGGAUCUGUUGAGGCGUGACAGCAAGAGAAGCCAAAGUGGUGGUAUACCAUUCAUGUACGUUCUUCUGGUCGGGCUAAUCGGGUUAAUUUUGGGAUACAUAAUGAAGAGGACAUAA
Molecule: messenger RNA, 720 nt
Organism: Microthlaspi erraticum
Lineage: Eukaryota; Viridiplantae; Streptophyta; Magnoliopsida; Brassicales; Brassicaceae
Source: the annotation of a GenBank genome assembly